UAACAUCGAGUAUUCUGUUUUGAUUAUCUGAGGUUAGUGCAAAAUACUAAAAUCUUCACAUAAAGGUAAAAUUCUACUUUAGAACGACUCGCAUUUUAUUCCUUGGUGCCUGAAUGUUUUCAUCAUCGUUGCAUUUGCCAUGCAACAAAACAAUGAUGAAUUUGAAUAAAUAAACAUCAACUACGACUACGUCACCUGUAAACUUGUGAAGAACAUCAAUUACACUAUGGAGUCUUAAGCAUGUUCUAUAAUAGAGCGAUCAAGAUGAAGCUUUAUUCUCUGACGAAACGUCAAUUUGUUUUGGUUUUUGUGGCGUUCUUCUCGUGUAUAGCGUUCUGUGCUAUAAUCGGACUGGCUGGUCCAUCUGUCAUUGUGUCAGAGACCAAAUCAAUGAAGGCACUAUUGCCUUGGAACUCUAGCCUGUCGACAACUGUUCACAAAGUUGGCUCAGGAUCAUUGUCUACAUUUGAUCAACAGUUAUGGUUGACUUGCCUCAUCAAGCUCAAAGGAAUUGAGAAAGGCGCAUCGUUCAAACUAAAGUUCAGUGUAAAUGUACAGAUUCUUUAUGAAGGAUCAGACAACAGUCACCGACCGUUAUCUAAUCGCUUUAGCAAUCAUUCUCGAGAGGUCAUGUGUGAACAGUGGGAAUGUGAUGACUUCGUUGUCUUUCAUCUUGGUUACGUAGAUUAUCACUCUUACGUGGCCAUCGUUGCCAUGUCAAAUUUUGACUCGCUACCAAAAGGAGGUGAAAUUGACGAUGUUUUAUUUACUUAUAGUCACUACAACGUAAAUUUCACCGAAGUUGAAAUUUGGUUUCGAUUUGUGUUCGUCGUUCUCACGUUUAUGAUUGCUUGUAUAUACGUUCAUUCGUUGAGAAGAUUCCCGUUCCGUGAUUGGUCAAUUGAACAACGGUGGAUAUCCGUACUGCUGCCAUUGCUGCUGCUGUUUAACGACCCAAUCUUUCCUCUUCAUUUCCUCGUCAAAUCAUGGGUCCCGGGAAUGUUUCAGUCGAUGUUCCGCGCGACCUUUCUCGCUGCCAUCUUGCUGUUCUGGUUGUGUGCGUUUCAUGGCAUCCGGCAAAACGAGAGAACUUUCAUCGAAUUCUAUUUUCCCAAGAUCCUUUUGGUUGGUCUAGUAGGAAUUUCGGCUUUUACCAUCACUACAUGGCAACGGUACAACGAACUCUGUGAUCCAGCUUAUCAAUCAAAACUGGACAUAGCAAACUUUACGGGCUUCAAAAUAUUUUUCUUCGUCAUUGCUUCCGUAUAUCUCAUCUAUUUGAUAUAUUUGGUCGCUAAGGCGUACUCUGAGAUUAAAGGACUGCCAUACUUUGAUAUUCGACUAAAGUUUCUUACAAUACUUAUGCUUGUCGUCGUUCUCGUGUCUUUUGUAUUUGUGUUGCUGCGAUACGGACGAACAGCCUUGCAGAAUAAUUUCAUUGCUGAACUAGAGACGACCUACAAAAAUACAGCGGAAUUUUUAUUGUUUUACGGAUUGUUGAAUUUUUAUCUGUACACCAUGUCAUUUGUGUAUUCUCCGGCGAGGAACGCAUUAUAUGACUCGUUUUUUAAAGACAACCCGUCAAUGUCGAUGAUCAACGAUUCUGACGACGAAGACAUUUAUAGGAAAAAGGCCAGCAGCAAAACAUCGUUAAACAGUGAAGAUGAAUAAUUUUAGUUGUUUUUUUGGCGAAACAAUGUAUGUUUAGAAUAAUAAUUUUAAUACAAUAGAUAAGAAGAAACUUUGAAUGUAACAUGGCGACAAAGCCCCUUGGUGGAAGUGCACCUAUGAUAAAAAACAUGUUAUAGUUAAUAUUUAUUGCGUAUUUUCACUGGCAAGAAGGUAGAGGUCGUUUAUUUGUUGAAGCACAGCAGUGUGGAGAUAAUUGAUAUAGUUUUAAAUUGUUAUCUUUUAUUGUCAUUGUAUUGUUUAUUGAAUAUUGGUGAUAAAAUGGCGAAGCAGCCCACUUUGUUA
Molecule: messenger RNA, 1974 nt
Organism: Xenia sp. Carnegie-2017
Lineage: Eukaryota; Metazoa; Cnidaria; Anthozoa; Malacalcyonacea; Xeniidae
Product: transmembrane protein 181-like
Exons: 17
Coding region: 241-1671 (476 amino acids)
Molecular function (GO): toxic substance binding
Source: RefSeq, a predicted model, not a curated record